Amphibalanus amphitrite is the source of this 797-nucleotide messenger RNA. Its product is annotated as gamma-glutamylaminecyclotransferase-like. Gene Ontology annotation, molecular function: gamma-glutamylaminecyclotransferase activity. Lineage: Eukaryota; Metazoa; Arthropoda; Thecostraca; Balanomorpha; Balanidae. The transcript is spliced from 2 exons. Bases 76 to 576 code for a protein of 166 amino acids. The record is from RefSeq and is a predicted model, not a curated record.
AGUUUUCCCAGUGGAGAUUGAAGUUCGCCCACACCCUUGUAUUUCAGCAUUGCUGUGCCUUCCCCAUCAGGGAUCAUGGAGCGCGUGCUGGUAUUUUUGUACGGCACUCUGAAAACGGGCCAGCCCAAUCACCAUCUGCUGCUGGCUGCCGAGACGGGCCGGGCCGAGCCGGUGGGGCCGGCGCUCACCCGCCGACAGCUGCCGCUCGUCAUCGCCUCCAGGUACAACAUUCCAUACCUGCUGGACCUACCCGGCCGGGGUCACCGGAUCCACGGCGAACUGUAUGCCGUAGACCACGCCAAACUGGCCUGGCUAGACGAGUUUGAGGGAGUGCCCGACCACUACGAGCGGCGCCAGGAAGCCGUUGAGCGACUGCAUAAAGACGGGGCUGCAGACGGUGAUGGAGACGGUGGUGACGUAACAGCGUUUGUGUACGUGUUGAGACACCAUAAACCGUUUAUGCUUCAUCUGCCGAUGUUGGACGAUUAUUCGUCAGACGGUUCCCAUGGACUGCCAUAUAAGGAGGAAGAAGAUGAUUUGAAUGCAGCUGAAGAUAUCGAUGAAAUAAAUGCAUGACUCUUGGAGUUGUGUGCCCGGGAUCUAUUAGAAAUACAAUUGUGUGUAACUCAGUAUCAAUAAUCAAUAAUAUGGUAUGCUGCUAAAAUAAAAUGAAUGCUUUGAUUUUUGGUUGUGAGACUAUCUUCCAAGAUUUAUUCUUAUCUGUGUAGCUUCUCACUGGGUGAUCUUUGCCGGUGAGCUAAUGCAUUAUCGCUUUUCGAAAUACAGGCCUGACAAAA